AUCAUUUACUCAAAUUGAAUAAAGUGCAAAAUAAAUCCAUAUCUCCAUUUAAUGAAGGAACUUCGUAAUUAGUUCAUCUGAAAUCCUCGAAUGGUUUCAUUCGUUUUUCUUACCAUUUAUUGUUCAACUUGGUGACAUUGGGCACAGUGCAAAUAGCAAAUUUGAUCGAAAUUUGCGUCAUUCAUACGACAGACAAUUCGGAGAGCUCUUCGAAUCUUUCUCAGACGUUUAAUAACCAUGAAAAGCAAGCAAUUGUAGCAGUUUGAUCGAGAGUAGCAAACACUCUGGACGUAGGCUCGGCAUUGGUCAUUAAAAUCACAAUCUUAUUGUCAGUGAUAUUUCAGUGGCAGUGGAAUAAAGUGAAAAUUUAUAGUUUUAAUUACUUCAAUGAGGGACUUGAUCGAUUGCGCAGAUAAUUGAGGCGAACUUCCACAAAAAAAAACUACAACUGAACGAAAAUGAAAAUUAGUGCAAAGUGUUGCAAGGAAACGGAAUGUCUCCCGAAAAAUGAAUGUUUCGGUAGUGAAAGUGCGAGUACACCGAGUUUUUUCUCUUUGUACCGUUUUGCCUCGCGAUGGGACUUAAGCUUAUUAUUCAUUGGAGUAUUUUUCACAUUCAUCAAGUCAUGUGCCUUUCCGAUGAUGGUAAUCAUUUAUUCCGAAUUCACGACUCUUCUCGUGGAUCGUACGUAUGGAAUCGGAACGAGCACACCGACUUUAUUCCUCAAAUGGUUCGGAGGCGGACAUGUAUUGACAAAUGCAACUGUCGACGAAAACAAUGCAGAAAUUAUAAACGAUUCGAUUGCUUUCUUGAUUCUAUCAUUGAUUCAAUCAACUGUUCAAUUAAUUGCCGGAAUUAUUUGCGUCGACUGUUUCAAUCAGGCGGCAAUCAAUCAAGUCACUCGAAUUCGAAUCGCGUACUUUACAUCACUCAUGCGACAAGAUAUCAGUUGGUAUGACAUCGAGAAAGGGAAAUCGAAUUUUGCUACGCGACUCGCUGAAGACAUCGAAAAAAUAAAGACUGGCAUUGCAGAGCAAGUUAGCCACUUUCUCAAUUUGAUUUUGGUGUGCGUAUUCAAUGUUGUUAUGUCAUUCAUUUAUGGAUGGGAAUUGACGCUGGUUGUUGUCUCAUAUAUACCGAUAUUAUGCAUAAUGAAUCUGCUUAUCACUAAGUUUCAAGCAAUAUCAUCCACGAAAGAGCUCAAUGCAUAUGCAAAGGCAGCCAAUGUUGUUGAAGAGGUGCUGGGCGGCAUUCGAACUGUUUUCUCGUUUGGCGGCGAAAAAAUCGAGGUUGAACGAUACAAAAAGCACUUGCUACCUGCUGAAAAAGCCGCUAAGAAAAAGGGAAUCUGUGCAUGUAUUGGUGACGCUGUGACGCGCUUGCUUUAUUUUACUACCUGCUCCAUUUCAUUUUGGUUUGGAGUUCAAUGGGUACUGGACGAUCGAGAAAAAGAAAAUAAAAUUUACACAGCAGCAGUUCUAAUGACGGUUUUUAAUGGCUUGAUUACUGCUGCUGAUAACUUAGCUCGACUGCCGCCGUAUUUGGAGAUUUUUGCAUGUGCACAAGGAUCAGCAAAAAAUAUUUUUGCAGUAGUUGACCGCAUAUCGCAAAUCAAUCCAAUGUGCAUUGGUGGAAAAAUGUUGGAUUUAACUAAAGUCAAAGGGAACAUUGAAUUUAGAAAUCUUUUCUUCAGCUAUCCAUCUCGACCCGAUGUACAGAUAUUGAAUGGCUUGAAUUUGAAAAUCGAAGCCGGCCAAACGGUGGCGCUGGUCGGUAAUUCGGGUAAUGGAAAGUCAACUUGUUUGCACCUUUUGCAACGAUUCUACGAUCCAGAUAGAGGUGCCGUGCUUAUCGAUGAUUGCGACAUUCGUGAGUUGAAUAUCAAUUCGUUGCGGUCAAGUAUCGCGAUUGUCAGUCAAGAGCCGGUACUGUUUUCAAUGACAAUCGGUGAGAAUAUUCGCUACGGCAACCCAAGUGCAACCAAUCAACAAAUUAUAGCUGCGGCAACAAGUUCGGGCGCACAUGAUUUCAUAGCCCGUUUACCACAGGGCUACAACACAAUGGUCGGUGAGAGUGGUUCACAGUUCUCGGGCGGACAGAGACAGAGAAUCGCCAUUGCUCGUGCUCUCAUUCAAAACCCGAAAAUUCUGCUUUUGGAUGAGGCCACCUCGGCACUCGACUAUCAUUCGGAAAAGUUUGUACAAGAAACACUGGAUCGGGUGAGUGAAGGGCGAACCACAUUCGUUGUAUCGCAUCGAAUGUCUGCCAUUAAAAAUGCCGACCGCAUCGUAUUCAUUGACAAAGGACAAGUCAUCGAAGACGGAACUCACAGCGAAUUGAUCGCAUCGCGAGGACGAUAUUACGAAAUGGUAAAAUCCACACACGACGAUCUCGAACGAUCUAGUAGCAUCCAAUGUGAGGAAAAGCAAAGUCAUAGUCAAGCUAGCGAAACGAGGCGGUACAGUGAUAUCAGGUAUCAUGAAUUUACAUUGGAAGGGGCAGGAGAGGACAAUGAACCAGAGAAAGAUUCGGUCAAAUAUUGGAAGAGUUUCAAACGUAUUCUUAGACUUUUUAAGCCAGAUUGGGUUAUUGUAACCAUUGCUAUAGUUUCAUCCAUUGUGUUGGGUCUCUCACUUCCACUUUUUGCCGUUGUUUUCGCAGAAGUGUAUGGCACAUUGUCAAUUCCUGAUCGAAGUGAAGCAUCCAACACCAUCCUCACCCUGUGUUUGAUAUUUCUUGGUCUGGGAGUUGUUAUGUUCAUCAUGGCAAUCACGCAAACACUGUUAUUGGCCAAAGCUGGCGCUAGAUUGACACAACGGCUUCGAUUAAUGACGUUCGCAGCGAUGAUGCGUCAAGAAUGCGGGUGGUUUGAUAAGGAAGAACAUGCCGUUGGAAUUUUAUCAUCAUAUUUAAGCGGGGAUGCAGCUUGUGUUCAAACUGCAUUCGGUUUCCCAUUGAGCAUGAUUCUGCAGGCUUUUUCAACCAUUAUCUUUGGAAUGAUCAUUGCACUUGCUACAUCGGCUAAAUUGGCAGCCGUCAGUUUAACAUCUUUUCUCUUUAUGGUACCAAUUGUAUUAUUAGAAGCAAGAAACACGUCCAAAUCGGAAUUGGCAGAAAAGGAUGCAAUCGCAUGGGGGAUGAAGAUAGCGGCUGAAGCGAUUUUAAAUAUCCGAACUGUUGCCAGCUUAAGACAAGAAAAUUCGACAAUUUCACGCUUUGCUAGAGAAAUGGAAAAUGUUCAAAGGAUCGCAAGGAAGAAAAUUGUUUGGCGAGGACUAUUGAACUCCGUCACGCAAGCCGUUUCAUUUGGAAUUACAUAUGGUUUUGCCUUAUCCUACGGAGGAUAUAUGGUCGCAACGGGAGAGAUUCACUACAAAGAAGUCAUAAGAGCGUGCGAGGCUUUAAUUUAUGGCGUUUACUUAAUGAGCCAAAUGUUAGUCUUUGCUCCCACUAUCACAACAGCCUUUACGGGAGCUCAUCGUUUAUUCAAAAUUAUUGACCGUGCCCCAUUGGUUGAUUCACCAAAUAUCGCAAACAAAAGUAGAAAAGCAGAUAAACGGAAUAACAUCAAAUUCAAGCAUAUCGAAUUUCGAUAUCCAACUCGGCCAGAUGUUCAAAUUUUAAACGGAUUCAAUUUGCGUAUUAUGGAAGGGAAGACUGUGGCGCUGGUUGGACCAUCAGGCUGUGGUAAAUCGACAUGCAUCCAACUAUUGCAACGACUGUACGAUCCGGAACAAGGGCGCAUUCACAUCGGUCUCGAUGAAAUAUCCAGUGACAUUGCUUUGAAAGAUCUGCGAUCAAAGCUCAGUAUUGUGUCUCAAGAACCAACUCUAUUCGAUAGAACCAUAGCUGAGAAUAUCGCGUACGGUGAUUGUAGUCGAAAAGUGACAAUGGACGAAAUCAUCGACGCCGCCAAAAUUGCAAACGCACACAAUUUUAUUGUUCAGUUACCUCAGGGAUACGACACAAAUGUGGGCAGCAGAGCCACUCAACUCUCUGGAGGACAAAAGCAACGCAUUGCCAUUGCUCGAGCACUCAUUCGCAAUCCGAAGAUCUUACUUCUCGAUGAAGCGACAUCGGCUCUGGAUCUGCACAGCGAAAAAACCGUUCAAGUAGCAUUGGACUCGGCUCGAUCAGGACGAACUUGCAUAACCAUUGCUCAUCGUCUCAGCACAAUACAGAACGCAGACAUCAUUUGCGUUGUUCAAAGCGGCAGGAUAGUCGAAUCGGGCUCCCACACCGAAUUGCUCGCAUUGAAUGGAAUCUACACUCGUUUGUACAAUGCUCAGAAAUAAUUAUAAACUCAAGCCCGAAAAUAUAAUCUGAUCGCCUGAGCGUCUUGAUGUAUCAAAUUGUAUUAUAUUUGUUUAUAUAGAUUGAUAUGAACAUUCUUGAUUCACUUGUGUAUAAUAUUUUUAGAAUAAAGAUGUAGAGAAAAGACAAAA
Sitodiplosis mosellana (orange wheat blossom midge) is the source of this 4445-nucleotide messenger RNA. Its product is annotated as multidrug resistance protein homolog 65-like. Gene Ontology annotation, cellular component: membrane. The record is from RefSeq and is a predicted model, not a curated record. The transcript is spliced from 17 exons. Bases 459 to 4295 code for a protein of 1278 amino acids. NCBI's taxonomy places the organism in Eukaryota, Metazoa, Arthropoda, Insecta, Diptera, Cecidomyiidae. Gene Ontology annotation, biological process: transmembrane transport. Gene Ontology annotation, molecular function: ATP binding; ABC-type transporter activity; ATP hydrolysis activity.